CUGUAGAAACUCAGAGCACGAGUUCGGAGGAGAUGGUCCCCAGCUCACCAUCUCCCCCGCCUCCUCCCCGGGUGUAUAAACCCUGCUUCGUGUGUCAAGACAAAUCGUCAGGCUAUCAUUAUGGAGUCAGCUCGUGCGAGGGGUGCAAGGGUUUCUUCCGACGAAGUAUCCAGAAGAACAUGCUCUACACCUGCCAUCGAGAUAAGAGCUGUGCCAUCAAUAAAGUGACGAGGAAUCGCUGCCAGUACUGUCGCUUACAGAAAUGUUUCGAUGUCGGAAUGUCAAAGGAAUCUGUCAGGAAUGAUCGGAACAAGAAGAAGCAGAUGAAGGAAGAGCUGGCCGAGAGCUACAAGAUGACCCCGGCAGUGGAGGAGCUGAUUCACAAAGUGUGUCGCGCUCACCAGGAGACCUGUCCAUCCCUCUGUCAACUUGGGAAGUACACAACG
Carcharodon carcharias (great white shark) is the source of this 446-nucleotide messenger RNA. Its product is annotated as retinoic acid receptor beta-like. Gene Ontology annotation, molecular function: nuclear glucocorticoid receptor binding; zinc ion binding; RNA polymerase II cis-regulatory region sequence-specific DNA binding. Gene Ontology annotation, cellular component: nucleus; transcription regulator complex. The transcript has 3 exons. The record is from RefSeq and is a predicted model, not a curated record. The annotation marks the transcript as partial. Gene Ontology annotation, biological process: cellular response to corticotropin-releasing hormone stimulus; regulation of transcription by RNA polymerase II; retinoic acid receptor signaling pathway. Lineage: Eukaryota; Metazoa; Chordata; Chondrichthyes; Lamniformes; Lamnidae.